AUGCAAGCCAAGCGACAUGCCAGCUUCGAGAGAGCUGGACCAGGAGUGUCAGAAUUGGAUGUUGCAGAAGAUCCGCCUUGGAAUGGCAAAGUUUUUGCAUCGGUCGUCAACGAAAUGAAUCCGAAUCUUGAUUGGUACGAGGUAUUUGAUCGACUGGACGAUGUACAAAUGCUAGUCAUACGCAGACAAUCUCUCAUUACUCUCAUUGAUGCAUUGAAAACAGGACUCAGGGAUAAACCUUUUCCAAUAGCAAAGCUUUAUACGAAGUGGCGAUGCAGGGAAGCACAGUUGUCAUUGAUAUCGUCAAUGUUGGAAAAUCCAGAUGUAUUUUGUAUAGCUGAUUAUCCUCAUAGAUCUGUGCCAACGGGAACACUAAAAAGCACACCCGAUGAAAGUGACCGACUAUUGGCAUCUUGGUGUUGCGUCGAACUGACAGAGCUACUAUUAACGAUGGCUGGCGAACAAAAUGUACAGACGGCUGCCAUCCGACUUCUGCAUGGUGCACUUGAGAAGUGGCCCGAUGUCGUAUUGCUGGCAUUGUUCCAAAUACCGCCACCCGUCACGGAGCUUCGUCAAAAAUUCAUCGAAAUGAUACUGCCAAUGUUUAUACAUCACCAUACAAAUGCUGUAUCCGUGCUGAAUGCAAUAUGGAACAGUGAGGUGAGAAUUAUGGCUGCGACACUACUUUUGGGUACAACAUUGCUCUUUGCAGUUUUGUUUUGUAAAUUUUUCAUCAUUACUGCAUUUGUAAGGAGUGGUUAAAA
Messenger RNA from Cylicostephanus goldi, 764 nucleotides. NCBI's taxonomy places the organism in Eukaryota, Metazoa, Nematoda, Chromadorea, Rhabditida, Strongylidae. The record is from the annotation of a GenBank genome assembly.